AUUCCUUGUAAUGCUCUCUUGUGUGGUCUGGGACUUCUCACUUUUGCUUUUGUUUGGUUUAAAAUGACUUCUGUGACCUAUGUUGUGCUACUUGUGAUGAUUUACUGUAAAUCUACAAACAUGCAGGAUAUGCAAAAAAUAACCAUAACCUUAAAGGGGAACUAGAGGUGAGAAUGAAUUUACAUUCAAGAGCCUCCAGGGUAUUCAAGGCUUCCUAAGAGUAAGGGCUUGAUUUAGGUGUUGAUUUUGAGGCUUUUUUCAGCUUGCCUGUUUUGUAUUUGCUGGCAGGAAUCCAACUGUACAAUUUCCUUGAAUUGUCAACGUCUGCAGCAGUUGCCCUCCUCACCACAACCCCUCUUUAUAUUACCCUGGGGUAACUGGAAAGCCCCAAGGGUGACAGAAGAGUGGUAAGCUUUUACCUGAAGUAUUGCUGACAGGGGUUGUGGUGUGUUGAGUUCCUACUGACUUUUGUGAAGUAGUCGUGGUUUCACAGCAAUGCAUCAUGCCUCAAACAAAGACUUGAUGCCCUUCAAAAUAAUACAAGAUCACAUCAGCUAUUAAAGGGCAUUUUUAAAUGCAUAGAUAUGUAGCUUGAUCCUUCAUAUGCACAUGAGCCAUUGUCCUCUUACCUCACACUUGAGGUGAAAAGUUCAUUGUCAGUGUUGAACUGUUGUGUUUUUUGACUGUAGAUCAUGUAAUUCAAUGUAUCCCACUAAUCAUUAUCAAUUCACCACUUCUCAAUUGGGCAUCAGUAAAAACUCUGGAGUGAUAUUUGCCAAUAUUUAAGUUAAAACAACAUAUUUUAUCCUAACUCCUUAAAUUGUGAUACAACAGCUAAUGUUAGCAUCAUCCACAUACUAGCUAACAUAACGGUUAGCUGGAAGCUGAUCAGAACUACACUUUCAUUUGCUAGUUUUACACUCUGCAAUAGGAAAGUUAGGAAUGAAGUUUAACCACUAAUGUAGAAAUAGCUACUCACUCUAAUACAAGCUAUGUUAAUUUCCUUUGAUAGAUGUCCUUAAUUCAGUGUUUAUUUGUAUAGCGCCAAUUCCUAACAAAUGUUAGGCUAUCUCAAGACGCUUUACAAAAUGAGCAGGUCUAGACCAUACUAUUUAUUAUAUUAAGAAGGUCUCUCCACAUUUGAAUUAUCUUUAAAUUGCUUAUAAAACAAGUAGUGGUGAAACGUUAAAUACGUAGUCUACCUAAAACUAGCUAGUUAGUGGUUCAGUGCUAACAUUAGCUGUAUAACACUAGCUAAUGAGUCAUCACAUCUGAUGAUUUCUUAUGAAAGAUGGUGAAUGUCCCUCCAGAAUUUUACUGCAUUUUUUUCUUUGAAUUUCUCAUAAAUUAAGUUGUGGUGAGAUGAUAAACAUUUUAAGCCUAUGUAGCAUUAGCUAGUUAGUGGUUCAGUGCUAGCUGUUGUCUAAUACCAGCUUUGUUGGGAUCCUUUGAAAGAUGGCCCCUCUCUUUUUACUAUCAAUUUUUAAACCAAGAAUGAUGUCAAAUUGUCUUACAUCUGUAUGACUACGAAUGAGAAUAGGUUAAAUAUGAUCAUUCAUUAUUUGUCCUACCCAUUCUUUGUGUGACAUCAAAGGAAAAUGGCAGCCAUGUGAGGGCUAAUUAACCCUUGUGAUUCAGAAAGCUGGUUUAUCAUGUCACAGUGUCAUGAUUCCAGGUAGUUUUUUCCUGAUUAGACAACACUUGAAAAACCCAAUUUGUGAUUUUCCCCUCAUAUCUUACAUAAUUCUGCCCAAACAAAUCACUUGAGGAUGCAAUACUUUCAUCAUAUGUCAUCUUUAAAUCAUCUUCAGACCGUGAGCACAGCUGGUCAGAUGCAUGAACUUGUGGCGUCAUUGCACUGACACAUCGCCUACAUUAGCCAAGCUGACCCCCCCUUUUACGCACUUGUAAAAGUUUCUGAUUGAGAAAUGCAUUUCCGCUGACCCUGGCCGCUUCCUGCUUGGAUGCCAACAUAGAAAAUAAUGUUGCAAAAAAACACACAAGGUCUGAGGAGCAGUUGUAACUGUUAAAUUGAUUUUUAUUUUUAUUUUUCAAAACAAGGUGACUAAACCUGUCAAUAUAAAGGGAUGGACUAAUACUUAUAAUCGGGGAUUGGAUUAAUUCACACUUUUCCUUCAUUUCAAACAAUUUAACUUUAAAAUACUCUCGUCUCAUCAAAACAAAGAUGUUAUGUUUUUUAUGCAGAUUUCUUCCUUUGCUCAAGAGUUAACUUUUUAUUUACUCAUAUAGAUGCAAACUUUGUUGGUUAUCAUCUUCUUGGCACCCAUAUCUGCACGAUUUGUGUUUUAAUCACCCUAAUUAAAUCCAUUUUUUGUGUUACAUUUAACACUAUACUUAAUUCAAUGAACAUGUUUAUGUUUAUGUUGAACUGAAUUAACAUGUACUCAAUUAAUUUACUCUCCAUAUAUAGAACGCAAAAAAAUUAGUUCUCACCUCACUCACACUCCCUAGAGGGCGGUAUGAAAUCAUGUCACUGAAGUGUGUCAGAGGUUGCUUGACCGCAAAUCCUUCAAUAAUGGCAGGCAUGUCUGACAUCUGUCUGAAUAAAGUAGGAAAUGUCCCUCCAGGGAUUUCAAAGUAUCAUAUUCUGUAUACUGUAUCUUUCCAUGCACAUAUAAAAAUGAGUUCUAUUAAAAAUGCUACACUUUAUAGUCAGACAUGUAAUAAUGAAAAGAUUACGUCCAUACAUGCCUGCUCACACACGAGGCAUGUAGGGACGUUACCCACUUGUUUUAAUACAGAAGGAGAAAAAAAGUGUACAUGUGAAAAAAAAAGGAGGAAAUUCUGGUAAAUUUGGUUGCCUCACAAAGUGCACGUCAUUUCCUCCUAUGACAAAUGUGUGGUUGCUGUCUUUUACAAAAGUUUUAAAGGAGUGUGAUCAUGACCAGUCCUCGCAAUUUGCCUGUGAUACAGAGUGGAGAAUGAAUGGUCAUGUAAAGAGUAUGCAUUUUAGACAGUUUAUGGAACCAGCAACAACAUUACUCUCUCUCCUGCUGAUUAUGGCUGUUGAUUCAACCCGAACUGUGGCAGCAAGCAGAAACCAGCAGUGUGGGAAUUCUCUGCAACAGACUCUGAAGCUCACCAGACUCAUACAGAAGGAAUCCGUUGACUUAAUCAAAACAUAUAAAGCCUCUCAAGGAGAUAUAUCAGAGCUCCUCUGCAAGGUGUCUGUCUCCAGCGUCCCUGACCCCAACAUCUCAGGCCUGGAGCCCUCAGAGAGAAUAGUGAGCAUCUACACACACCUCCAGGCCUUCGUCCCACAUUUCAAACGUGUGUACGAGCAGCAGACGGACUUACAGUUGCCCACCAGCCCGCUGCUGGCCAGGCUCACCCGUGUCAGCACUCACAGCAGGAAUCUGGCUACUCUUGUAAACCUCUUCUAUCAGACCCUCUUCCCAAAUGUUCCCAUACCGGAGCCGGCGGGGGGGCCGACAGAACUACCUCCACCUCAGAAUGUGUUCCAGCAGAAAGUCUAUGGAUGUGUGGUGCUGAAAACCUACAAGGAGCUUCUAGCAAAUGUUUCAAGAGAGCUGAGGACUCUGAAAAGCAAAGUGUGCAGGAACAGAAAGAGGAUACAAAUAAACACACUCUACUUCUGAGGAUGACCUAAGGCUGGCCCUAGUGGAUCUACUUUCAACAACAAUCAUACUCAUGUUUUUGAUAAAGACUUUAAAAUAUAAGUGAGUAUGAAGGUGGCUGGUACAUCAGAGUAAUGAAGCCUAUUUAUGGUAUUUAAUAUUUAUUUUUUGUUUGGUUCUGAUACGGAGGAACGCUGAUAAAAGGUCAAGAAUGUAAAGGUGUCAAUAUGUAGGUUGUGUAUAUUUAAUUUGUCUAAUGUAAGGUUCUCCUUUACUAAUGUAAAUGUAUUGGCUGUUAAAGGAUUAUUAAAAGUUUAUUUACAGCUGUA
This is a messenger RNA of Labrus mixtus (cuckoo wrasse), 3928 nucleotides long. It is a transcript of the gene m17, whose product is annotated as IL-6 subfamily cytokine M17. The coding region runs from base 2850 to 3620 and encodes 256 amino acids. Gene Ontology annotation, biological process: negative regulation of neuron apoptotic process; immune response; ciliary neurotrophic factor-mediated signaling pathway. Lineage: Eukaryota; Metazoa; Chordata; Actinopteri; Labriformes; Labridae. Gene Ontology annotation, molecular function: cytokine activity; ciliary neurotrophic factor receptor binding. The record is from RefSeq and is a predicted model, not a curated record. The transcript has 3 exons. Gene Ontology annotation, cellular component: extracellular region.